AUGGCUGGCGUUCAGCAUCUUUUGGAGAACGGGUCCGGUGAAUGUGAUGGGAAAACUAAGUUCUGUAAGAACAACUGUUAUCAAUGCACAUUAUUCUGUUCAUGUGCUUGUGCUCCGCACAUUCCAGGCAUUGUCGCGUUCUCCAUCAUGCUUACAGUUUUCAUAGUGCUCUUACUCAUCACAUGGUACAGCAACUGGUAUCAGAAACCGAUCGAGAAUGUGCGUAACUACUUCAGAGAGUAUCGCAAUACAUUCAACGCCGAGCCUUUAAUCAAAAAUAAUUCAUCGUAG
Messenger RNA from Babesia bigemina, 291 nucleotides. RefSeq lists its product as hypothetical. The record is from RefSeq and is a predicted model, not a curated record. Bases 1 to 291 code for a protein of 96 amino acids. NCBI's taxonomy places the organism in Eukaryota, Apicomplexa, Aconoidasida, Piroplasmida, Babesiidae. The transcript has a single exon.